This is a messenger RNA of Tachysurus fulvidraco (yellow catfish), 863 nucleotides long. Its product is annotated as C-C motif chemokine 18-like. Gene Ontology annotation, biological process: inflammatory response; positive regulation of GTPase activity; immune response. NCBI's taxonomy places the organism in Eukaryota, Metazoa, Chordata, Actinopteri, Siluriformes, Bagridae. The coding region runs from base 294 to 605 and encodes 103 amino acids. The transcript has 4 exons. Gene Ontology annotation, cellular component: extracellular region. The record is from RefSeq and is a predicted model, not a curated record. Gene Ontology annotation, molecular function: chemokine activity; CCR chemokine receptor binding.
UUGGGGUAUUUUGUCGAGUGGGAGUACCAUUGCUGCAGCACUUCCUGUGUUCAGGGUUCGUGGACUAUAUGUCAGACUCAGACUGUGAGUACUGUACACACUGAGGGUUAAUGACCCUGUGGAUGUACUGUGGCUCUCCCCUCGAGUAACUUGGAAAGGAAAAGAACUAUAUCUCAUCGUGUGGUGGCUUUCUAGUCCUCGAUGUCCAUCUGAAACCUGAUACAUCUGCACUAAUACCAUUCUGCUCCUGACCAUCAAUAUCUUCAUCAUUCUCUUCAUCAUCAGCAGCAGUCAUGAUCUCUCGUUCUCUCCUGCUGGUUCUGCUGGUUCUCGCCUGCCUUCAGUCCUUCACAAAGGCCCAGGAGGGAACUGAAGUAGAUCAGUGCUGUUUCAGCUUUCAGACACGACCAAUCCCUGUAAGAGUCAUUACAGCUUAUGCAGUAACAGAUAUUCGGUGUCGAAAACCUGGAGUCAUCUUUACUCUACAGGACGGUCGUCGUUUUUGUGCAGAUCCCAGCUUCAAGUGGGUGAAGCAUCACAUGGACAGAAUUGAGGAGCGUCUGUUUAACAGUCUGAACAAACCUACAGAGAGUUCAAAUCCUUAAAGAGUUUAAAUCCUCUCUCCAUUAAUAAGUAAUGAAUAAUUAUUUUAUAAAAUGGACUUUUUACAUAAUCAGACAGGAGAAACAAAGCUUUUAGUUAUAAACUUAAAUAUAAUCUGAUUUAUUCUACAGACUGUUAACAUGAAUUCAUUUACUUUUUAUUUACAUUUCUCUGCUUUAAAAGAAAAUCAUGUUGGUUACAUUUAAACAUUUAACAAGUUUAUGUACAACAUUAAUAUAUUAAUAUAUGUAACAUACACA